This is a messenger RNA of Sus scrofa (pig), 831 nucleotides long. Its product is annotated as leukocyte immunoglobulin-like receptor subfamily A member 6. The record is from RefSeq and is a predicted model, not a curated record. Gene Ontology annotation, molecular function: inhibitory MHC class I receptor activity. Lineage: Eukaryota; Metazoa; Chordata; Mammalia; Artiodactyla; Suidae. Gene Ontology annotation, biological process: immune response-regulating signaling pathway; cytokine-mediated signaling pathway. Gene Ontology annotation, cellular component: plasma membrane.
UCAGAGGCAGAGGGAGAACCAGACAGCUCAGGGCAGCCCUGGGCUCUGCCGCUGCCUCCGGCCCCCGGGUCUGGGACAACAGCGCUCUCUGGAUGUGCAUCUGGCAGGAGCUAGAGGCCGGAGGGCAGACCCUGGGAGGGGAUGCGGGGAGGCUCAGAGGUGGCCUCAGAGGUGCUCAGAGAAGGCCGGGCCCUCGGCCGCAUCCUCUAGGGAGAGCGGAGUCGGGCUGAGGAGGAACCCGCGCUGAGCAACUCGGAGCCUGGGCCUCGUCACACGCUCUGCGUCCCUGAGGACUGGGCGAGUCACCUCAACGGCUGGGGACCAUGGGAGGCGGCAGCACAACCCCAAUCCUCAGGGCCCUUCUCUGCCUCGGGCUGUGCUGGCGCCCAUGGGACCAGGUCCAGGCAGGGGUCCUUCCCAAACCCUCCAUCCGGGCUGACCCGGGACCCAUUGUCCCCAAGGGGAGCCCUGUGACCCUCUGGUGUCAGGGGUCCCCGCAGGCUGAGGUCUACCGUCUGUAUAAAGUGGGGGACUCUGGACUCUGGGAGGAUGAAGCUCCCCAGGCCUCCAAUACAGCCCGGUUCCAUUUUGAAUCCUUGAGCUCCCGCCAUGCAGGGCGGUAUCAGUGUGCUUAUCACAGCAGGAACAGCUGGUCCGGGCGGAGUGACCCCCUGGCCCUUGUGGUGACAGGACUGUACGCAGCGCCCUCCCUCUCAGCCCACCCGAGCCCCGUGGUGGCAUCAUGAGGGAACGUGUCCCUCUCCUGUAGCUCACAGUUCCGGUCGGGCAUACUACACCUGCUGAAGGAGAGAGGCGCUGAACCGCCCCAAU